AUUUGGAUACUGCCACAAGGGGGCUGCUGUUUCAAGAAAACCUAUAAGAACGACAGGUAACUGACAUCACUUCUUACUCUAUUAAACUUUGUGUAUUAUAUACACAAGUAUCAAUUGUGGUUCUAUUUUAAAUCCUUAAUGUAAUAUUUGGACGGAUGAUUUUUCUAGGUUUUCUACUGCAAAGUAAUAGUAACACAAGUAAAACACGACAAAAAAGUCAAAUUUAACGUGUGUUUACACGCAAUAAUUUUUUCAGUGGCUAAAAUCCAGUUAAACACUCUAGUUCAUAAAAUAAACAAGGUUUCCUUGUCGAGUUUUCUUUAAAAGAGGUUCUUAACAGUGGGCGAGUUAAGACAUGCGCUAAGUAAUCCUUCUCCUGGCAGAGGGGAAUACCUCAACUCUUUCAGUGAACUCGUUUAACCCCUUCUGGCGUAUAUUUUUUUCUUGCUAGCAAGAACUGUUUGACGCUUAAAAAAAUGUAUUCCACAGUUUCUUCAGUUUACCCAGUUUCCUCCCGUCUUAUUUUCGUGUUCGCGCUUUUUUAAUUCAGCGGGCGGACUAUCUCGGAGCCUGGAACAGGCUAAUUCCAACCUGUGUUAUAAUCUACUGCUACUUUAGAAUCUUUACAACAGUUCGCCACCACAAUAGCAAUCUUCAUCACCCUGGCAAUCCAAUAAGCACGGUAAACGUCGAAGAACUUAAGGUGGCUCGCACCAUACUUGUUAUAGUGGUGUUUUUUAAUUUGUGCUGGAUUCCAAUCUUUACAAUUGACAUUUUGGACACGAUUUUUCAAAGUUGGAUCUUCCCUCCCGAGGUAUAUGUGGAAUAUACUUUCUUUGGCGACUAUAAGCAGCGCUUUGAAUCCUUUAAUUUACGGUGUGCUCAACAAGAGUUUUUGCAAGAAUUAUCUGAAUGUACUACGUUGCAGAUGCUGCCGAUCUCAAGCUGUCGUAGAACCAUUGGCUCUGCGAGUAAUAGCGGGUGUUGUCGCCAUGGUACCAUUGCCUUAAUUACAAGAUACAGAUGGAAACGAAUUAGCAAUUUUGGUUGUGUCACAUUUAACUUUUUUUUACCUGGAGUGUGA
Molecule: messenger RNA, 1084 nt
Organism: Porites evermanni
Lineage: Eukaryota; Metazoa; Cnidaria; Anthozoa; Scleractinia; Poritidae
Source: the annotation of a GenBank genome assembly